UUUUUGGCCGGGCACAUUCAAGAUGGCGGACAACCGUUUGCUCGAUUGACGUCGUAAAUUUCGGGGAAUUACUGUAAAGUUUCCAGGUUUCUUGGCCGUAAAUUGGGCGUGAAAACUUGUCGAGAACCGAAGGUGGAAGUGCAGUUCUAAAAUCUAAUCACUACUUUGUGGUCUUAAUUUGAUGUCAUAAUGGACAAGUACACCAAGAAAAAGAAGAUUGGAGAAGGGUCAUUUGGGAAGGCCUUGCUGGUCGUAUCCAAGACCGAUGGGAAGGAAUAUGUCAUCAAAGAGAUUAAUAUUUCCAAGAUGAAGAGAAAGGAGAAGGAGGAAUCCAAAAAGGAGGUGGCCGUUCUCAGGAAAAUGAAGCAUCCCAACAUUGUUUCUUACCAAGACUCAUUUGAAGAGUUAGGCAACUUGUAUAUUGUAAUGGACUUCUGUGAUGGAGGUGAUUUGUAUAAAGCAAUCAAUGGGCGGAGAGGCGUGUUGUUCCCAGAGGAUCAGGUACUGGACUGGUUUGUUCAGAUUUGUCUUGCCAUCAAACACGUUCAUGAUAGGAAGAUUCUACACAGAGACAUCAAGUCACAGAAUAUAUUUCUAACGAGGAAAGGGAUUGUCAAGCUAGGAGACUUUGGUAUUGCUAGAGUCUUAAACAGUACUGUGGAAUUGGCACGGACUUGUAUAGGAACUCCGUACUAUCUGUCGCCAGAAAUUUGUGAAAACAAACCAUAUAACAACAAAAGUGACAUCUGGGCAUUAGGCUGCGUACUAUAUGAGAUAUGCACACUGAAGCAUGCAUUUGAAGCAGGCAACAUGAAGAACUUAGUUCUGAAGAUCAUCCGUGGUUCUUACCCACCCGUUUCUCCGCGGUACAGCUAUGACUUAAGAAAUCUACUCGCUCAACUCUUCAAGAGAAGUGCCAGAGAUCGUCCGUCAGUAAACACGAUCCUAAAGAAGCCUUAUAUCCAAAGAAGAAUUGAGAAGUUCUUGUCAGACACGCAAAUGUCGGACGAGUUUAGCCACACUAUUCUACAUCGAAAUAAAGCACCGGGACCCUACGGAGCAGCAGGCAGACCAGCAUUUGCAGCAGAGAGGAAAGUUCCGCAACCAGUAAGACUGAGUGACCCAUCAGCUAAGUAUGGGCCAUCUGUUGGUGUUCGCAAACCCCCACCGGCUGUCAGGAAGCCAGCAGAGAAAAGAAAAGAGCUUAUACAGAAGGAGAAACAGCCCCGUGUGAAUCAACAAAAACAACUUGUGGACAAGCAAAGAAUGCAACACAUCAACAAGGCAAGGGAGGCCGGUUGGCGUGUAACGCUAAGCUCUGGAUCAGGGGGAUCCAAUGGCAUUGAGAACGACAGCCAAUCAAACGGUGAACCACCGAACAAAGAGCCCAAGAUCGAUCCAAACAGGGCCAAACCUGAAGUCAAGCCUUUCAAACCCCUCCAAGAUCGUGGUAACUAUGACAACUACCACAACUACCUGGACAAGCUGAGAGCCAACAUGCAGGGCGCUCCCGAGGGACAGGGCGGGGCUGCACUAUACAGACAGGGCGAGAAGGCGUGGCCGGAUGAGCAGGCAGCGAGGAGGAACAUCAAAGAGAGACCGGUGUCUGCGAGUGCAGCUGAAGCAGCCAGACGUGGGGAGAUGGCAAGGAAUGCUGGGGCAGAGGCCGCUGACAGGGCCAGACUAGUCCAAGAUUUCCUGUCCAACAAACGUGCUGCGGCUGCUUACAAGGCCCGAGCUGGCAACCCAAUAGGUGCAGCAGUGCCGGCACCAGCUUACAACAGACCUUCCCCAGCCGUCGCACAAUUUGGUGGCGAUAAACCCGGACGGAAUCACCAAGAAGAGGAGUACCUCGAUCGUCUGAAAGCGAUUCGGAUGCAGAAUUAUCAAGAAAGACGGAACCUCCAGCAACAGGUUGCCGCAGGUGGAAAGGCAGUCAAGGCUUCUUUGGACCGAGACGCACAGUCCGAACAUAGAAGGAAAAAGAUUGAGGCACUCAAGGCUCAAGCUGAUGAGAAAGCUGCCAGAUUGAAGGAGCAGCUGGAGAGACAGAGAAGAGAGGCUUACGAGAAAGAAAAGAGAUCAUGGGAGGAUCAUAUAAACAAGAAGAGAGCCCAAGACGUUAAGAGACCUGUAGCAAUGCAAGUACGAGGCCCAGCUGCUGCAGUCAUUCCGCUGACUGCAGUCCUUAAGGAUGUAGGAGUUGAUAUGUUGCCAAAGGAGAGUGCUGAACUGAAGGAAGAGGCAAUUUCCAAGCCAGCCAUACCAGACGAAGAGCAAGGUGGAGACCGUAAGAAGUGGGGUGGUGGAGGGAAGCUCCAGUUAGGAAAUCUACCCCUACAAGAAACAGCUUCAGGAAUGGAAGCAACUGGUGCUGGAGAUAUUGUGACAGUGAAUACCAAUGUCCCACCUCGUGGUGGUGGUGGGGGUGGAGGGGGCUUUGGUGGCGCCGGUAAACCCGGCGCAUUUGGCCCCCCACCACCUCUCCCACAAGGGCGUAAGAAGUGGGGCGGGGCGGCACAGACUGCCCUGAAUGUUCUCCAGCAGGCUGAAGUAGUGCAAGGAACGACUACGUUGGCAACUACUGAAUCAGGUGGCAAAGCACUGGGAAUCACUAUAGUAAAAGACGGACCAAGUCCUCAUAAACUACCCAUCGUCAAGGGAACUAUUACCAUUCCAGAGGCAACCAAGACAGGAGGCGACAGUGUAGAUGCAGGUGAUAUUGAGACCAUUGAUGCAGAGGUCAAGGAAGCACAACCAGAGGGUGAACCUGAUGUGCCUAAAACACGCUCAGCCUGGGACAAGUCUAAUCGCUCUGCUUCGGCGUCUCCUGGCACUGCUUCCUCACCCAAAGAAGAUGCAGAGCAAACAUUAAAGGCCCCAUCGUCCCCACUGAAGCCGACAUCCCCGUCCAAACCAUCUGAGAUUACUCAAAGUCCGAGAAAAUCCCCAAGACCUGACGAGAAACAAUCGAGUCCCGUCAAGACAAAAGAAUUUUCUCCAAGGAAGUCUCCCAGCUCCAGCUCCUUGGAGAAGGAUGCGGAUGAGACCAAGACGAAGGAUAGCAGCGCCAGCAAAGAGAAACAAUGUGAAGAUCAACCGAGUUCCCCAGUAACCCAGACCGGUAGUGCUACCCAUGUCGUCAACAGAUUUUCUACCCCGACCAAACAAUCAGGUUCCCCUGCAACAGGUUCUUUAACCUUAAGCACCCUCUCAGCCAUCCAAACCCAAAUUCCUAAAAAAAGUAGUUAUUUGGGUUCCGAAGAUGGCUCUAAUACCACAAAAACUCAAGAAGGUGCUAGAGAUAUGUCUCGUGCAAUCUCAACCGAGCCCAAUCUCCGUAAAACUCCCCUCUCACCUCAACAAAACAACCUCAAAGCACCGAUCCCCUUUGAUGACCAACUAGAUAGCCCAGAUGAUAUCUUGAUCCUAGAUGAUCCCACUGGAAGCCCAGUACAACCCGUAUCCAGCCCUUGUAACUCAAAACUUAACCCAGAUGCACCCAUUUUUGAGCCCAUGAGUCCCGUUGAUGCUUGGGGCACGCUAAAGCAAGAAACAAAGAUUGCUGCAGGAGCUCUCGUGAGCCAAGUGGAGUUGGAUAGUGAUGAAGACAAUGAAGAAGACCAACCACAAUAUGACGAUGAAGCCGCGGAUAGAUCAGAAGUCAUCGAAGGACUUGAAACGGGAAACUUUGACACUGAUGCCAGAAUUCUGCGGACAUGCUCGCUGCCGGACCUGAGCAAGCUCUUCCGCACCACCCUUGCCUUGAACCCUUUCUAUGAGGUAGAGAAGCAGACCAUGGAGAUUGCAGCCAGGACCCUAGAGCUGGAGUUGGCUGAUCUUCAAGUUCAGGAUGUCGAUGAUGAUGAUGAAGAAGAGGAAGAUGAUAGCAAUGAAGGAUGCGAUGAUGUCGAUGGCAACGAUGCUGGUGAUGAGGCUGAUGUAGAUGACGAUGACGACGAUGAGGAAUACAAGAGUCUAGUGGAAUCCAUGAAGAGCAUUCUAGAAGCUGCUGAUGCUGAGGACAACCCCACCAUAGCAGAUCAUAAGGGUCAAGGGUCAACUGGGGGGUCAGAUGACAGGUCAUCCAAGUCCUCCUCGCCGGUCGGAGCCGAGGGUGGGGAUGAGGAAGAAGAUGACAUGGCUGACGGGAACGAAUCGGGAGAGAGUAAACCUAUCAAUGAAGACUGGGACUCGGGAGAUGGGACGGACGGGGAAGAGGAGAGGGAAGGAGACGACGAGAGUCUCUUCAGUCGACUUGAAGAAUCUAGACUACAACUAGAGAAGGAACUAGGUUGUGAUACGUUCAUCAAAGCUUACAAAUCAAUACAGGCAAUCCAUGAAGAUGAAGAUGAAGAUAUAGAGCAAGGCACCAAGGUGAUUGGUAGCAUCCUAGCUGAGGAUCAAGAACACCUAUACACUAAGAUACUACAACUAGUCAUGGCUGAUGGAGCGUAUACAGAAGAUAAUGAUUGAAAGAUGUUUCCACAUUCCAAGCUGCCUCCAACGAGAAAUCAAAAUUAUUGUCGAAAUCACUGAUGUCUUUGAAGAAAUAUAACCACGUUCGUAAGCCUUAAUUUCUAGCCUCCAAGUACUGUCCACCUAUGUAAGUUUUCUAUCCAGAUAUAUAUAUUGAAGGUAAUGUCUUGUCUAUAGCUUUCAAAUAAAAAUUUAAAGUAAUGGAAUCAUAUAAUCGUGAAGAAAUAGUGAAACGUAUGUGCAACCCAUGGCUUGUGAGAAAAACAUGUGGCAUCACUGUCACAUUUUUGUUGUUAGAAUCACCCAUGUUUUCCCAUUCCAAUGCAGAAUUUAACCCUCCUAGAAUGACUUAAAGGCAGUGGACACUAUUGAUAAUUACUCAAAAUAAUUGUUAUCAUAAAACCUUACUUGAAUAAGAG
Messenger RNA from Asterias rubens (European starfish), 4898 nucleotides. Its product is annotated as serine/threonine-protein kinase Nek1-like. Bases 190 to 4476 code for a protein of 1428 amino acids. The transcript is spliced from 42 exons. Gene Ontology annotation, biological process: protein phosphorylation. The record is from RefSeq and is a predicted model, not a curated record. Gene Ontology annotation, molecular function: ATP binding; protein kinase activity. NCBI's taxonomy places the organism in Eukaryota, Metazoa, Echinodermata, Asteroidea, Forcipulatida, Asteriidae.